GAAAGGAUGUGGCUGACAGAUGGUACAGUGAAAUAAAAAAUUACAGCUUUCAAAACCCAGGGUUUUCUUCUGGGACAGGUCACUUCACAGCAAUGGUUUGGAAGAAUACAAAAAAGAUGGGGGUUGGAAAAGCAUCUGCUAGUGAUGGCUCAACGUUUGUGGUGGCUAGAUACGAUCCAGCUGGAAAUGUAGUAAAUCCAGGCUAUUAUGAAGAAAAUGUCCUUCCUCCAAGAAAAUAACUUUUUUUUAAAGGUAGUCUUAUUGCUUAAUGACAAGUGAACCUGGAUUUGGACUUAACAGUGUUUGAAAUGAAGUACAAUUCAAUGAAAUUUCCUGUUUGAUACUGCAGUUCACUUCUCAUUACAGAGGAAGCAAUUACAUGUUGCUUGAGUCGAUCUGCACAUUAGGUCCCUGUUGUUUCUGAGGGGGCUUCAGUUUCUUUGAGGAUGAAGUAUAUGCAGCAUUUCUGAAGGGUAAAAUUUAUAAGGUUUUUUUUAAUAGUUUGCAUGAACUCUGUGUCAGCAUGUGAGUAAGCACAUGUUGGAUGUCUCUUUUUAAACAGGCAAAUUUAUAGCUUUCUGUAAACUGAAGAUACCAGCUUGUAAUUAUAUCACGUACUCCCAGUUUUCCAGUAUGUUUUAACAACUGUAACUUCUUUGCUCUAUCUAUACCUCCUGCUACU
Pelecanus crispus (Dalmatian pelican) is the source of this 682-nucleotide messenger RNA. The record is from RefSeq and is a predicted model, not a curated record. NCBI's taxonomy places the organism in Eukaryota, Metazoa, Chordata, Aves, Pelecaniformes, Pelecanidae.